UCUGAGUCUCCUGGUUCCUGUCUGGCAGAGGGUGAGCAGACAUCCUUGUCUUCUCCAGUUUGGGGCCCCAAAUCUCCAUGGCAACCCUUAGACACAAUUCUAAUCCAAAGUUGGAAGACCUGGGACGGGGAGCCCAAAACACGGUGAAGGGACUUGAGGGGCCUCUCUGCUCCGUUUGCCUCGUGUUCACUUCCUGGAGCAGCCAGGGCCUGCACCCCAGUCUCCCCACAGACCCCCAAAGGAGAUUGCUCAGGUCUGGCCCUCGCUGGGCACAGAUCCAGGAUGGCUUUCCUUGAGCAGCUGCCCCAAAGGCUGCUUCUGCUGGGGACAGCUGCCUUGACUGUGUCUGCCCUUGGGACAGCGGAUCUGACGGACCUGUGCGGACAGAUGUGGCAGGGGGACGCGCUGCAGCUGCGCUCACAUUCCGCUUCACGCAAGUUCUACUUCGUGACUCCGGACACUGACUGCCUGCUGUGGCUGCGUGCCGCGGCCCCAGAAGACAGGAUGAGCUUCCAGUUCCGCUUCUUCCUGGUUUACAGCCUGUUCUCUGCCAUCCCAACCACCUCAGCCACUCGAGCAGCCUCUGCCGAAGCCACCCUGGUCCCCAACGCAUCACUCCCCGACCCGUGCGCACAGGGCUCCUACCUGCAGUUCUACGAUGGCCCGCAGGAGGCGCCUCGGGCCCUGGGACCACCGACCUGCGGUCUGACCAUCCCUGCCCCAUUUAUGUCUUCUGGGCCCUGGCUUGGCCUGCGCCUGGUCACCAGAGGCCACCAACCUCGCGUUGACUUUUUGGGCGUGGUCACCUCUUUCCGCCUGGGGUCCUGCGGCACCUACUUCCGCUGCCGGAAUGGCAGAUGUGUGCCUCGGAGCCUGCUGUGUGAUGCUUGGGACAUGGACAACUGUGGCGAUGGCAGUGACCAGGACUCCAACCCUCCAGCCAGCUGCAGAGGUCCCUCUCUGGUACCCAAGCAGACCUGGAGAAUGGAAGACGGCAGUUCAAAGCCUCUGACUCACCUUGUGGCUCUCAGCUCUGAGGCUGAGUGGACCUCUCCAGCAGGCCUGGCACCCAUCACACAGGAAGUGUUGGAAGGUCCCUGGCUCUGGUGGGUGGCUCUGGCCUCCUUGAUACUAGUGACCUUCACUGGCCUCCUCUGGUGCUGCUGCUGCCCAGGUUGGCUGGUCUGGCACCCGGGUGGCCACAGGCUCCACUUCAGAAGCUGCACAGCCUGCAAUGCUUGCCACCUAUGUCCUGGCCGGGUGGCUCCUGGGGGUCUGUGGCUGAGCUGGCCAGCCUUCCAGAACCAAGGAGGCCAUCUUUAGGGGGCUGUAGUUACCAGCUGAGUAGGCUCUUGCUCUGACAGGCCUGGGUUUUAAGUUCUGUUAGCUGGCUGACUUGGAACAGGUCACUCAGUUCUUUGAAUCUCAGUCUGCCUCUCUGGGAAAUGGGCCCAAGUCUUGUUUCAGAAA
Messenger RNA from Acomys russatus (golden spiny mouse), 1470 nucleotides. RefSeq names its product low density lipoprotein receptor class A domain containing 2 (gene Ldlrad2). Bases 283 to 1323 code for a protein of 346 amino acids. The transcript has 5 exons. The record is from RefSeq and is a predicted model, not a curated record. Gene Ontology annotation, molecular function: protein binding. NCBI's taxonomy places the organism in Eukaryota, Metazoa, Chordata, Mammalia, Rodentia, Muridae.